Molecule: messenger RNA, 516 nt
Organism: Vittaforma corneae ATCC 50505
Lineage: Eukaryota; Fungi; Microsporidia; Nosematidae
Exons: 1
Coding region: 1-516 (171 amino acids)
Source: RefSeq, a predicted model, not a curated record
AUGGCACAUAACAAGAAAAGAACACUGACCUUCCAAACACCAAAGAAGAAGGCCAUGACGCCCCUUAGAAUCGCAAAGGAGACUGCCUCAACAUCCAGCACACACUUUUCAGACACGGAAAGGGAUAAUCACAUGCAGCCAGCUAUCACUAGCACUUCAAACAAUAUUUCUACUUCUCUGGAAAAUAAGCUCAUCGAGGCGUAUAGGGAAGAGAACUCCUUCUUAAGGAACCUAAAGAGCGAUGUUCUUCUCUAUACUAAACUCCUUGGAAUAACAAUUGACCAGGAUGGAUCUUUUAUUAAUUUUUCAAUUCAAAGGACAAGCACGACAGGAAAGAAGAAGCUUGGUUUUACACUCGAGGAGGCAGAGCAGAAUUACAUCUUUACACUGAAAGAGUCCGAGAACUGCAAUGUUCCAGAAUACUUCUACGAUGUUAUUGAGUUUGAUAAGAAGGUGUUUCCACAGUUCUUUUACAAAGCUAUGCAGGCCGUCUACGAGACAAGAUCAAAUGAGUAA